This is a messenger RNA of Myotis lucifugus (little brown bat), 990 nucleotides long. Its product is annotated as ficolin-2-like. Bases 1 to 753 code for a protein of 250 amino acids. The record is from RefSeq and is a predicted model, not a curated record. Lineage: Eukaryota; Metazoa; Chordata; Mammalia; Chiroptera; Vespertilionidae. The transcript has 6 exons.
AUGAGCCUGUCCUGUCCUCGAGCCUGUGCUGACCCUCCUCUCUCUGCAGGAGACCGAGGGGAGAAGGGCGCUCGUGGAGAGAAAGGAGCGUCGUGGGAAGCUGAGCGAUGUGACACAGGACCUCGGAGCUGCAGGGAGCUGCGCACCAGGGGCCACACCCUGAGCGGCUGGCACACCAUCUACCUGCCCGGCUGCCGGCCGCUGACCGUGCUGUGCGACAUGCACACGGACGGCGGGGGCUGGACCGUGAUCCAGCGCAGGGUGGACGGCUCCAUGGACUUCUACCUUGACUGGGCCGCCUACCAGCAGGGCUUUGGCAGCCAGCUGGGCGAGUUCUGGCUGGGCAACGACCACAUCCACGCCCUGACCGCCAAUGGCACCAAUGAGCUCCGUGUGGACCUGGUGGACUUCCAGGGCAAGCGCUACUUUGCCAAGUACCAGUCGUUCAGGGUGGGGAGCGAGGCCGAGAAGUACCAGCUGGUCCUGGGGGCCUUUGCCGGGGGCACCGCCGGUGACUCCCUGACCUAUCACAACAACUCCCUGUUCUCCACCAAAGACCAGGACAACGACGGGACCUCCUCCAACUACGCUGAGAAAUACCAGGGUGCCUGGUGGUUCUACAGCUCCCACUGGUCCGACCUGAAUGGGCGCCACUUCGUGAGCGGGAGCUCUGGGAACGGCAUCUACUGGUGGUCAGCGAAGGGAAACUACUACAGCUACAAGAUGGCCGAGAUGAAGGUGCGGCCCGUGUAGGGUGGUUGGCGGCCUGGAGAGUCUCUGAGCGGGUCCCCAGCCCCCCAGCACGGGCACAGGAGGCCCCCCCGCAAAGGCGGAGCUCACCCCGGGCCCGCCCCUGUACCGUCAGGGACCCUCAGCUUCCAGACCCCGACCGACUCCCGCCUUCCUCUCCCGCCUGCCAGGGUGAGGGUGACCCUGACCUUGCGGACCGCCCGCGUCCUCAAUAAAGCUUCGCCUCACUCCGCAGCACAC